This is a messenger RNA of Musa acuminata subsp. malaccensis (wild Malaysian banana), 1428 nucleotides long. Its product is annotated as transcription factor bHLH25. The record is from RefSeq and is a predicted model, not a curated record. Gene Ontology annotation, molecular function: protein dimerization activity. NCBI's taxonomy places the organism in Eukaryota, Viridiplantae, Streptophyta, Magnoliopsida, Zingiberales, Musaceae.
CAUUCUUCCAUUCGCGACGAAUGGGUUACCAACCAAUCGUCGAUUGCCGUUAAUUCAGCCAUAGUGAUAGAGGAAGCGAGGAAGGAGACGACCGCUCUUUUCUGCUUCCUGCAGGUUAUAUAUUUCCAUCUUCUCCUCCUCGAAGACUCUCUGAGCGUUCUUUGGGUUCCUCCUCUUUGCCCCUUCCUGUGUUCCUGUUAGCUCGCUUCUCUAAGUUGGUGCUCCGUAAAGUAUUAGAAGCAUUCAGAUAACCCGUCGGCAUUUGCUUUCGAGAUUUGAUCAUAUACAACCAGAAGCUUGAACUUUUGUACUUGAUUCAGGUUGUCUAUUUCUCUUGCAAAGCAAGAAUCUGUCAUCACCAUGGAAGCAUUAGCAUCCCCGUGCUACUCUGACAUGGGAAUGGAUCAGAGCUCCUUCAAGCGGUGGGAGCUGUCUGCUUUAGAUCAGUUCAGCGCACAACAACUAGAAGUGGCACUCGGAUCUCCCUCCUCUGAGAGCUAUACUUCACUCCCUUCAUGCCAUCCACCCAACGAAAUAGUCACUGCGGCAUGGCAUUCGGACUUACAUGACGGUGCUGCAGCGACGGCGAAAAUGAAAGCAGAGAUGAAGGAUGUCCUGGUUCUUGAUGGCUCAAAACGGAAGUGGGACAUCAUGAUUCGCCAUGGAACCAAGAGGCCGAGCAUGGGGAACAGCUCGGCCUCCCACAACCAGGAACACGUCAUGGCCGAGAGGAAGCGAAGGGAGAAGCUCACGCAGAGAUUUAUAGCGCUGUCGGCAGUGGUUCCCGGCCUCAAGAAGAUGGACAAGGCCUCUGUUCUUGGCGAUGCCAUCAAGUACCUGAAGCAACUACAAGAGAAGGUCAAGAGCCUGGAGGAUCAAGUUGCCAAGAGGAAUACCGAGUCAACGGUGCUUGCGAAGAGAUCAUACGACGAACGCCAACGUUGUGGGUCGCUCCUGGUGGAGAUCGAAGCGAGAGUGUUCCAAAAGAGCAUCCUAAUUAAGAUCCACUGCGAGAACCAGAAAGGAGUGUUGGUGAAAGCACUCUCCGAGAUCGAGAAGCUCCACCUUUCUGUAAUAUGCACGAGUGCCAUGUCCUUCGCUAUUUCUUCUCUCGACAUCACUGUGAUGACUCAGAUCGAAGAGGAAUUCUGCAUGACAGCGAAGGACCUGGUGAAGAAGCUGAACUCAGCUCUCAUGUGAUAGAAAAGAAAGGAAAGGAGCUUUUUUCUUUUUGCUUAAGACUAGGCUGAUCGGAGCUUAUUCUCCUUCCAAAGACAUCAUUAUGGACUUGUACUUUCGGGUUCUUCUCUUCCCCUGAGCUACUUGAUGCUGCUUUUGGGAAGAGAGCAGUGAGAAAAUUAGUCCUGUUUUCUUCCUCCUCUUUUUCUGAAUGCUAUUAUGGGGAAAGUUGUUCUGCCUUUCUCUUCA